This is a messenger RNA of Myzus persicae (green peach aphid), 2845 nucleotides long. RefSeq lists its product as uncharacterized. Gene Ontology annotation, molecular function: RNA binding. The record is from RefSeq and is a predicted model, not a curated record. Lineage: Eukaryota; Metazoa; Arthropoda; Insecta; Hemiptera; Aphididae. The coding region runs from base 265 to 2448 and encodes 727 amino acids. The transcript has 14 exons.
AUCAUGGUACCUAUCACUUAUCAUUACCAAUUAUCAUACUACCGUACUCCAUGUGGUGAUUGCCGACCGCCAACUUGUGUGACAUGUGUCUUGAAAUAAAAUACGAAUUGCGAUUGCGAAAAAGCAAUUCAAUGAAGUUCGUUGACACUUGGACACACGAUUAAGAUAUUUAGAUUUAAAGAUUCAAUACGAUAGUUGACUUGACUGCGGGGACUGAAUACCGUAAACAUUUAUACAAGUGCUUGACGCAAGUCUUGAUUAAAAAUGGAUAGGGAUUGUGAUUAUGAGAUAUGUAUGGUUGAUUCAUCAAAGCAAUUAAUAAAGGAAGGCUUCAUUAACUUAUGCCAAAAAUAUGGUUCGAUUCAAAAUAUUACUAUCCAUAAUACAGAUUAUGAAAAUCAAGCAUUUAUUCAGUUUGAAGAUGAUGAUGCAGCAUACAAACUUUUAAAUGAAAAAUUAGAUUUUCCAUCUUUCAUUAAGGUGGAUUUUUCAAAUCGAACACGAAAAAUGAUUAAUUUAAAAUAUCAAAAAGAAAAUGAAGAUGUUGAAAAAUAUGAAGCCGAUGACAAUCUAAAAACAAUUAUUAAAGAAAAUGGAAAAAAUGAAACAAAAUUUGGGACUUCAGUUUAUAUCGGACCUAAUGUUUCUGGAAGAAGUUUAAUAGAGGAAUCUAAACAAUUGAAAAUAAAUGACAAAAUUAAACUUUAUAAUCUAGAAAAUGAUGAUCUUUUUGGAAGGCCUCUAAGUUCAAAAUGGGAAAAAUUUAAAAAGCCUGAAUUUGAACUUAAUAAUCUUGAUUUCUAUAAUCGUUUUGAAAAUUGUACGGGUGGUGAAAUUAAAAUUGAAAAAAAGUUGGGUCCAAACAUGUUUACUGGCCUGACUACAUUUUUUAAUGAUGGUGAUAAUAUACUAGAUAAAUUGAAGAUUAUUAGCAAUGAUAUUGAAUGUUCUGAUCUUCUAAAUAUAAAUGAUCUGAAAUAUGGAAUGUUAGUGGGCGCAUUUGAUAACUCAAUUAAUUUAUAUGGUCGUGGAUAUGUAACUUUGGUUGCUGGAAAUACUGUAAAUGUUGCUAUGAGUGAUUACGGUAGAGUAAUUAAUACAAUAAAAAUUAGAGUUCUACCUGAAAAAUAUACUAAGUUACCGGCUUAUUCAUUUAAAGUAUAUACCAAAAGUGACUAUGUUCCACAGUUAAAAAAUACAACUUAUGUUUUCAAAGUACGCAGUGUAUGUCCUGAAAGAAUUGUUUUAAUCAUGUUUGAUGAAAAUAAAGAAAUUAAAGUGCAAUUGAAAAAAUGGCAGCCUACUAUUGAAGAAUUUGGUGUUCCAUAUAUUGAUUUUAAGAGUGAUAGUUCAGUAGAGUUGCUAAAGUUAAAAGAUAUGAGCUCAGUAUUCAUUAGAUCAAAAGAAAAACAUCAUUUUGAAUUUCUUUUUUCAUCCUGGAAUAAUUUGGCAGCUUAUUGCUAUAAAAAUCCUCAGCCUUUAAAUAGAAAACCAGUUUAUGGUGAAAUUGUAGGAUUUAAAUCUACCUUAACCAAUAACUAUGUCAGAGGCAGAAUUCAUAAAUUCUUUGGAGACAACAUUUAUUCUGUGAAGCACAUGGAUGAUCCUAUUAAAGAAAACAUCAACUCAUCUGAAAUGAUAGAAUUACUGUUUGAACAUAAAAGUAUGCCUGUAAGUUUUUUAAAAGUAGGACUGAAAAAUGCUUUACCAUAUCCUAUCCAGUUUGAUGCUAAAUAUUUGGUUGAACAUGUUAUUGGUGUUCGCCUAUCUGUGCAUUUUGAUGAAUCAAAGGCAGAAGGAUGGAAAUAUGUAGAUUUAAAUAUAACACUUGUAAAAGAAAACUUAAAUUCUAUAUUAUAUAGUCUAACCGAACCUUUGUGGCUGAAAGAUAAUGUUACCAUAGAUAAUGAUAUCGGAAGAUUUACCAAAUACAUGAAUUUAUUAAGAUUUGAAUUAGUUGAAAAAUCAGUUGUGAACAUGAAGUUUGUUGUGUAUCAUGAUGGAGUAUUUUAUAUGAGAGAUAAAUUGUUUGGAAAGUCUUUCUCACUUUUAUCCGACAUGAUUCAAGAGUAUUGUAGCUUGAGUUUAAAUCCCUAUUUACCACAUAUUGAUGAAGUAUGCCUUGGCCAAUUUCCAGAUGGUAUGUGGUACAGAGUAAUAUGUGAUCAAAUGAAACCUGGUGAAUUGGUUAAAGUACAUUCUGUAGAUUUGGGAAACAUUGCAUAUUUGAAUUCUAGAAAUAUAAAAAAACUUCCAGAGGAAUUACUAUUUCAUCCAACUCAUGUUUCUCUAUGCAUUUUAGAUUCUUCUAUUCAGAUAAAUGAUGAAAAAAUGGAAUUAUUGCAAAAAUAUGAAAACACUGAUUGUGAAUUAACUAUUGUGAAAAGCUUAGGUGGUAAAAAUCAUUAUUUAUUCAACUGUCCAUUCAUUGAAGAGAUUCUUCAAUGACUUUAAAUAUAAGGAAUUUGAAUUAUUAUAAUAUCUUAAUAAUAUAUUAAUAUUAUUUUAAAAUAAUACAGUUAUAUCAACAACAUGAAAAAUAAAACAAAUUGUAUUUAUCAUAAGUUACAAUUUAAAAAUAUGUAUUUAAUGUUAAGUAAUGAUAUACCAAUAAAGUAAUUGGUUUUAACAAAACGAUUUUAUAAUCUAAUAUUAUUGAUAGAUCUUUUUUACUAUGAGUUGACAUAGUAUAUACUUAAUAAGAGUAAAUAGAGCAAAAUUAGUUUUGUAAUCUAAUAUAUUCAAAAGCUACCUUGUCCAAAAUAUUGAAUGUAUCAUUGACCCCUGAUUUGAGUUGUGACUUGUAGAGGCUUAGCGGCUUAGUCAUUGAACAAAUAUUGUUAUU